AUUACACAAUUUGCUACGCUAGUCAACCCAGGAGAAAGUCUGUCCGAAGAAGAAGAACGGAAUUCCUACCUGUCACAGGGAGGGCUCUACUUACUGAAAGACGGCUAACAAAACAUUUUCAGGCUGGGAAACGAUACUGUACCACGCAGAAGGAAACUCACUCAGUUGAGGAGAGAAACGGCGAAGAAGGGGAAACCCUGUAAAGCUGGAGCUACCAUGGUGGGCGAGCGCCGCAAUGGGAACCUGUUGGUUCAGCUGGGUCCGAGGCAGCAGGCCUACCCUGAGGAGCUGAUCCGACAGCGGCGGACCCACGAUGGCCAGACGGAGUACCUGAUUCGCUGGACCCUGCUGGCCGUGGAGGACGGGACCGGCACGGGCGGGGCCGAGGUGGCCGGCAGCGUGAGCAGCGGGUCCGGGGCGGGCGGCUCUGGGGGCUCCACGUCGGGCGAGAGCAAGGCGGAGAGCAUCCUGAUGUGGAUGUCCACAGAGGAUGUGUACGCCAACUGCCCCACGCUGCUGGGCAAACGCAAAGCCCCCGCGCAGGAGGAGGAGGAGAGUCCCAGCAGCAGUGGGGGCGGAGGGGGCUCCUUCCGCCCGCCCGACGUCACCUUCGACGAGGUGGAGCUUUCCGACAUGAAGACAGACGUGGUGAACCUGGUGCGUCGCGCGCGCAAGCAGAUGGCCAAGACGAGCGAGUUCGCCAUCAGCCUGACCCACACCAUUCACGUGCUCAGUGCCUACGCCAGCAUCGGCUCGCUGGUCGGGGUCUUCAAGGAGACCGGCGCGCUCGACCUGCUCAUGGAGCUGCUCUGCAACAAGGAGCGUCAGACCCGACGCAGCGCCGGCAAGAUGCUCCGUGCCCUCGCCUCGCACGACGCAGGUAGUCGGGCGUACGUGCUGUUGUCUCUGAGCCAGCAGGAUGGCAUUGAGCAGCACAUGGACUUUGACAAUCGCUUCACGCUGCUGGAGCUGUUCGCCGAGACCACCUCCUCCGAGGAGCACGGCAUCUCCUUCGAGGGCAUCCACCUGCCACAGAUCCCAGGGAAGCUGCUCUUCUCUCUGGUGAAGCGCUACCUGUGUGUGACAUCCCUGAUGGACAAGCUGAACACGGCCGGCUCAGAGUCCAGCAUCGAGCCUUCCUCCUCGUCUCCCUCAUCCGUGGCCUCGGACCAGACACGGCUGCAGCGGGAGUUUGAGUUCACCAUGGCGAUGGCCAACCUCAUCUCGGAGCUGGUGCGCGUCAUGGGCUGGGACCGCAACCGACAGCUGCCCAUGUGCCUGCCCUCACAGACCGGGAGCGGGGCCAGCGACGACGCCUCAGAGGACGAGGGGUGUCCUCGGCGCAUGCUGCGCUCCAUCUUCCAGCCACGUUUCACCGCUUCAGCAUCCCUCACUGCCGCCACGGCUGCCGCCAUGGCAACUGCCUCCGGAGCCACUCCUCCCGUGGCACCCGUCUCCGCUGCUCCGACGAAGAAGAAGGUGGCGAAUGACUUUAAGACACGCGUGGACUUCAGCACGCGCUCGUCCUACGUGGAGUAUGUGCAGGACAACCUGAAGAGCGGCAUGAUGGUCCGCAUGCUGGAGGACUACGAGGAGGUGUCCUCGGGUGACGAGGGGGAGUUUCGCUACAGCAACGACGGCUCGCCACCUGUACAGGUUUACUGGAACUCUCUCUCCCGUACCUACUGGGUGCACUGGCACAUGAUUGAGAUUCUGGGGAGCGGCACCAGCGGCCAAUCAGAGAAGGAGACCCAGGAGAAAGCCUCAACACUUACAGAGACGCUCAAACUCACAGCAGUGAGCCAGACGUUCUUCUCUAAGCCGCCAGGCGGCCUGUACUCCCUGCCGUACCUUUGUGAGGACGAGCGGGAGGACGGCGCCCAGCUGAGCCGGGCCGAAUGGUGGGAGGUGCUCUUCUUCAUCAAGAAGCUCGAGCCCGAGCAGCAGCAGGAGGUCAACCACAUCCUGCGACAGAACCUGGACGAGGCACAGAUGUCUGAGCUGGACGAGGUGUCCCUGCUGCAGCUGUGUGUGACCGGUGAGGUGGUGCGUAAGAUCCUGCACUACCUGAAGCAGACGCUGCAGUCCUCCUGCCUGGGCGACCUGCUCUGCUCGCAGGCCUUUGCCAAACACUACCUGCGCCGCGGGGGCGCCGGCCUUCAGGACGAGGACCCCCUCACCGCCGCCGCCACCCUGCUGGGAGGGCGCCGUAGUCCCCCCUCUUCCUCCUCCUCCUCCGGCAUCGCCGUCUCCUCCUCCUCAGCAAUGGGCUCCGUGUCCAAGAAGCCCAAGAAGGAGCCAGCGACGGAGGGCGGCUCUGAGGGAGGGGGCGGGAGCGACACAGAGAGUGAGCUGCCCACUGAGGACGAGACCAAGUACCCCGAGGACCUGGAGGAGAAGAUGAAGGCGUUCAACAGCCCUAAGGUUCAGGGGAAGAAGACGGCUCUGGAGAAGAUGGGUGAGGUGGUGGACAUGAUGAGGAAGGGGGGCAGUGGGUCGGACGCGGGCAGGCAGCUCGCCGCCAUCAAGGUCAUGAUCAAACUCCUGGAGGAGGAGGGACCGCAAGAGAAGAGGACGCUGUGUGACUCCGCUCAGGCCAUACGCGAUAAGGUUCUGAAGCUGCUGGUGGAGAUGAUUGGCUCUCAGGUGAAGGUCGACGCGGUGGCGGCGCUGCGUCUGACGCGCGCUCUCAUGCUCAAGUACGAGUGGCGCGUGUCCUUCGCCACCGAGGGCGGGGUCAAGGCCAUCCUCAGCAGCAUGCAGGAGUUCUCCACCUGCACGCAGGUGCAGCAGAUCGCACUGGCAACGCUUAAGGUGAUCACGGGAGCGAGUAAGCACGACAUGCGGAGCGUGGGCAGCUGUGUGCCGUUGUCCGAGUCGGGAACGCAGAUGAUGCUGGAGAUCUUCGCCAGCAUCGGCUCAGCCACACCUGAGGGUUCUAAAGGCCUCCUCAGCACCAUCCCCAACGCCAUCGAGCUUAUGCUCAACACACCACGGUGUUCUCUGUCUGUGUGUAACGGCCUGCUGGUGGUCAUCAUGCUCAUCUCCAGUCAUAAGAGCUUGGCCGAGCAGCUGGUGGCUUGUGGGAUCAGUCCUGUGCUGAAGAAGUGCCUCUCUUCCCAGCGCUCCGAGACCACCACCCUGGCCAUCAUCGCCCUCAACCACAUCUCCAUGGUCCACAAGCUGGAGAAGAAAGAGUCUAAGGAGGAGCUGGAGUUUAAGGACACGGAGCUGAAGAUGCUGGUGGUGAGCCUGAAGAGCAUGACGGCCACCAAAGAGGUGGUCCAGACGCUGGAACAGCUGCUGUGCGACUCGGCCCACCUGGAGGACGAGAAGAACGAGGUCACCUACAACAGAGACACCUUCCAGGACCUGGUGUGCCUCAUGGACCAGCACCGAGUGGACCGGGCCCUGCAGCUCUCCAUACUCAGGAUUCUGUGCAAGUUCUUGGAUAACUACCAGGAGGAUCUGCUCCCCUGGCAUGAGAGCAUCGAGCCCUGCCUGUCCUCCAUGACCGCCUUCAUCAACGAUAGAGAUGUGGUGCAGCAGUUUAUCCGCUUUCUCUUCCGGCUGGCGUCUCUGAACAAGGACUACGCGGUGGUCAUGUGCCGGCUGGGCACCAAGGAUGCGCUGGUCAAGGCGCUGGACAAACACAGCACCAACCUGCUGCUGGUCACCGAGCUCAAGGACCUCAUCAGCGACUGCGAGAAGUACGCCAGCCUCUACAAGAAGAUGACCACCAGCGUACUGGCAGGAUGCAUCCAGAUGGUUCUAGGUCACAUAGAGGAACACCGUAGGAGCCACCAGCCCAUCAACAUCCCCUUCUUUGAUGUGUUCUUGCGUAACCUGUGCCAAGGUGAUCUGCCUCCCUAUCACCUGUGUACUGCUCAACUAAAGUCCUUCCUACGGUCGAGUGUGGAGCUGAAGGAGGAUAAGUGUUGGGAGAAGGUGGAGGUGUCUUCCAACCACCACCGCGUCAACAAGCUCACCGACAAGAACCCCAAAACCUACUGGGAGUCUAACGGCUGCACUGGAUCCCACUUCAUAAACAUCUACAUGCACAAGGGCGUCGUCAUCAGGCAGCUGGCGGUGCUGGUGGCCAGUGAAGACUCCAGCUACAUGCCAGCCCGUAUCCUAGUGCAGGGGGGAGACGACCCUGCCAGCAUCAACACUGAACUCAACACUGUGAACGUGCCACCGUCCGCCAGCCGCAUCGUUCUGCUGGAGAACAUGACUCGCUUCUGGUCCAUCGUGCAGAUCCGCAUCAAAAGAUGCCAGCAGGGUGGCAUUGACACCAGGGUGCACGGCUUUGAGGUGCUGGGGCCCAAGCCCACCUUCUGGCCCGUGUUCAAGGAGCAGCUGUGCUGCCGCACCUACCUGUUCUACACCACCAAGGCCCACACCUGGUGCCAGGAGAUACUGGAGGACAAGACCCAGCUUCUGCAGCUCUUCAACAAGUUGAACAGCGCUUUGAAACACGAGCAGAUGUUUGCCGAUCGCUUCCUGCCUGAUGCUGAGGCUGCUGAGGCCCUGGGACGCACCUGUUGGGAGGCCCUCAUCACACCCAUAGUACAGAGCAUCACCAUUUCAGAACUUCCCGUGCUAAGCCCUCUGGCCUGGCUGCUGAGCGAGUACCUGGACAACGCUGAGUCGUCCAAGCGCUACAAGACGCGGGCGGCCAUCUUUAACUCGCGCGUGCGUCGCCUCACACACCUGCUGGUGCAUGUGGACACGAGCCGCAUCGACACAGAGGAGCUCAAGCCCCCCGUCAAGUCCAAAGGUAUCAACAGAAGCAAAGAUUUGAAGAAUGGCAAAGAGGGCAAGAAUAAGGAGGCUGUGGUACCACCCUCGUCUUCAUCAGCGGUGAAGCCCAAGAUGAAGAACACCAGCAGUAUCGCUGGCAUUGCACUCUGCUGGCAGGGAGUGGUACAGAGACAGGUGAAGAAGUUUCUGGACUCCACAUGCAGCCUGCCAGACUUUGUGGAGCGUUACCGGGCAAUGUACCUCCGUCUGAAGAACGCCAUGGAGGAACUGUUUGGCCAGCAGACGGCAUUUGUGCUGGCACUACGCCAGGGCUUCUCUGCCGCAUUACUGCAGCUCUCCAUCCUCACCGCCAUGCAUGUGAGUGAGCGCUUUGCACAGUACAUUGACCUGAUGAUCCAGGAGAGCUGUGGGGACAGUGGCAGUGUGGAGACCAUCCGUCAGCUGCAGCAGUUUCUGGAGCCCAUGCUCUUCCUCUCUGGCCUGGAGCUCGCCAACACCUUUGAGCACUUCUACAGGCACUACCUGGGUGACCGGCUGCUGGGCCAGAGUAAGGUGUGGCUGGAGAGUGCUGUGAUUGAGCAGAUCGGCUCCUGCUUCCCCAACCGCUUCCCCCAGCAGAUGCUCACCAACCUGCGCGAGUCCGAGGAGCUGCAGCAGGAGUUCCACCUCUACAGACUGCAGCAGCUCGACAAGACCCUGCAGGACCUGGACGAGGAGAUGAUGGAGGAGCAGUCGUCAGAGCCAGAGGAUGACAGUGAGGUGAAGGUGCUGGUCUUGUCUCCACGCUGCUGGGCAGUGUCGCCCCCUUGCUUCCUGGAUGACCCCAACAAGCACUUCCCCGCUCAGCUGUGCAGCUACCUGACCGAGUUCACCAACUUCUACUCCAGCAGCCAGAGUAUCUACAGUCUGAAUCACAGUAAGCCACGGCGGUUGCAGUGGACCUGGCUGGGUCACGCAGAGCUCCACUACGACUCCUGCACACUCUACGUCUCCACCCUUCAGAUGUACAUACUGCUGCAGUUCAACAACCAGGAGGACUUGAAUAUGGAGACACUCCAAAAGGACACCGGCCUGACCAUGGCUGUAAUAGCCCACGCACUUCAACCCCUCACCGGAGACAAGGGCAUCCUCACGCAAGACCCUGAGAAAGGUGUCCUGCAGCUGAACCAGAGGGUGCUGUCCCAGGGCUCCAGCGCCCAGAGCUUCUGCCACCUGCUGCCCAAGCAGACCUACCUGAACGUGGACGAGGACUCGGCACGCACCCUGGAGCGCAAGAGGAACUACAUCUACUGCCUCAUCGUCCAGAUCAUGAAGGCCGAGAGGGAGAUGCACAUUGACAACCUCGUGUUCAGGGUGUUGGACACAUGCUGGAAGAAGGAGGCGCUGCAUUCCCCGGGCGGCGUGCGCUUCAGCUGCAGCACCACGGACGUCCUGUCCUGCGUCAUCCACGUCAUCAGCAAGGGCUACGUGCGCCGCAACGAGGACAGCCCCCACAUCCUGGAGUUCCUGCCCGAGGACCCGUCCACCCCCCAGAAGGGCCAGGCCCAGUUCUCCUUCAGCAACACUGACCUCAAGAACAGUUCCAGCUCCACCAAGGCCGACAUCAGUCUGGGCGAUGAAAGUGUGUUGGCCCAGCGUCCCGAGGACGGCGUCCUGGAAGCGGUUCUGUUCUCCAUGGGCCGGACCAUGAGCCAGGAGGACGUGCUGCAGCUGAUGCAGCGCACCGUGCAGCAGGUGGCCGGAACCCUCAGUCUGGACCUGGACUGCGCGCAGCACCUGCUGGUCCACUGCAAGUGGAACGUGGACCUGCUGAUCCAGCGCUACACCGACGACCCAGACACGCUGGUUCUGGCCGCGGGGCUUAAGAUCCGGAACCCGCAGCCGCCCCCGAGUCCAUCGGUGCAGUGCCCGGUCUGUCUGGUGGCCCAGUCGGGCGGGUCAGAACCGGCUCCCACCCUCUGCUGUAAUCACUACUGCUGUAGGUCAUGCUGGCAGGAGUACCUGACUGCCAGGAUCGAGCAGAACCUGGUGAUGAACUGCAACUGUCCAAUCACAGACUGCAGAUCCCAGCCCACCUCGCAGUUCUUCUACAACAUCCUCACAGACAAAGACACCAUCUCUAAGUAUGAGAACGCGCUGCUGCGAGGCUACGUGGAGUGCUGCUCCAACCUGACGUGGUGCACCAACCCUCUGGGCUGUGACCAGAUCCUGUGCAAGGAGAACAUCGGCAGCAUGGGCACCUGCUCCAAGUGCUGUUGGUCCUCCUGCUUCAGCUGCAACUUCCCCGAGGCUCACUACCCGGCCAGCUGCAGCCACAUGUCCCAGUGGAUGGACGACGGCGGCUACUAUGAUGGCAUGACCAUGGAGGCCCAGAGUAAGCACCUGGCCAAGCUCAUCUCUAAGCGCUGUCCCAGCUGUCAGGCCCAGAUCGAGAAGAACGAGGGAUGCCUGCAUAUGACCUGUGCCAAAUGUAACCAUGGAUUCUGCUGGAGGUGUCUGAAGCCGUGGAAACCCACUCAUAAAGACUACUACAACUGUUCUGCAAUGGUAAGCAAAGCGGCCAGACAGGAGAAGAAGUUUCAGGACUACAACGAGAGAUGCACUUUCCACAACCAGGCCAAGGACUUUGCCAUUAGUCUGGAGAACAAGGUGUCCUCUAUCAACGAGGCCCUGCAGAUGAAGUCCCUCACUUUCGUCAUAGACGCCUGCAAGAUCCUGGCACAAGCCCGCAAGGUGCUGGCCUACUCCUGCGUCUACAGCUACUACAACCAGGACACGGAGAAGAUGGACGUGAUGGAGCAGCAGACAGAGGCUCUGGACCUCCACACCAACGCCCUGCAGAUUCUCCUCGAGGAGACGCUGCUGCAGUGCACUGACCUGGCCUCCUGCGUGCGCCUGCUGAAACCAGAGCACCUCAACACCGGCCUGGAGCUCAUCCGCCGCAUCCAGGAGCGCCUGGUGGCCAUUCUGCAGCACUCCACACAGGACUUCCGGGUGGGCUACCAGUCCAAGCCCGGAGCAGAGCAGGAGGCUGGGCAGGCAUCAAACCUGCUCAACCAAGCUGCCACUAACAAAGAGUCGAAGUCGGAGAGGGGCUCUGAGUCAGGCGACUCUGACAACAACAACUACACGGGCGAGGAGGGGGGUGACGAGGCAGAGGAGGACGAGGAAUACGACGAUGACUACGUCCCCGAGUGGCACGAGGACUACGACGAGGAGGACAUCGACGAGGACGACUUCUUCUCUGACAACGAAGGAUCCGAGAAUCUGGAGAGUGACUUCAGUCCCUUUGACUGAGGAAAACGAACGCACGGAUCCCACGUACAUCCCGAAAUACCCGAACCGGCCUCAGCAUCUUCACUCUGAGCAGACACUGUAACCAUAAGCAUCCUAGAGUUACCAGAUCGACAACAAAGCACUUAUGGAAGAUUUCAGCUUUGGUUGUGAAUGUUAACAGUCGAAUGCCAUCCCCAAGGUUUAAGGGCAGCAGGGUUUGGUUGGCCUCUCGCAUAUUUGGUUUGAGUCCCAUGUUAUAAACACCCGGUUUUGGGGGUGGUUUCCCUUUUUAUUUAACCAUUAUGAGGAGCCCUACUGAUGCUCCGAAGGUCUUAUUUGCUUUUCUUUUAGUCUUUGUUUUAUAUGAGACCUCCUGUCUUGUUUCAUUGCCAAGCAGGGUAUCAAGAUUGGAAACUGUAAAGGGGGAGGUUCAAGGUCAGUGCUGCAGAUGCACUAAGGUGUGUGUUUGUGAGAGCAGCUGACUACUUUUGGUUUGAUAGGAAGUGCUAUUUUCUUCUUUUUUACCUCUUGAACCUACCAAUUGAAAUAAGAAGGGAUUAGUAAUGCAGUUCAGAAAGCACCUUGUUUGUCAAAGUAUUCUUUCUCGUUUUUUUUUUUUUUUUUAAAUCCAGGAGGUGGCUGUUAAAUAUGUAUUCCCUAAUUUCAGUAACAAAAAUGCCUUGAUUUCUUUCUCCUUUUUUUUUUUUUUUUAAUUCUUAUGAUUCAUGAAAAUGCCUUCGUAUGUGUAUUUCAGAAGUUCUGCAUCUUCACUGUAGCUGCACAUAAAUUCAGCCCUUUGUGAUUGUAUUUGAUGGGCAGAAGUGAGUAGGGUGUGGAGGAAGAAGCCUCCUUAAAGAGUUCCUGCGACAGGACUGUGUCGGGUGAAUGUCCUAGCUGGUUGCUAAGACGGCAAGCUGGGAAGUGGGUCUGGUGGUUAAACCAGACAAGUGAGACAAACUGCUCCAAUCCACUCCUGGACAUCCAUCACCGCGACAACACGUUCACAGGCAACAUAACUCAUAAUCGCUAUUACGCUCUUCAUAGCUUUAUCUGUCUUUAUUUCUUGCAAAAAAGUUGAAAAAUGAAAGUAGAACUUUUGGACAUGUUUAUGUUCAGUCAUGCUGUUCAGAGAUAUCAAAUAUCUUGUCCCAGUUGGAAUUAGCUUUAAGUUAAGAUAUCCUCAAAUUCAUAUAUUGUUCACCAUUAUAAAAUGUUCUCUUUCUGAGUGAAGUUGUGCAACUUCAGCUAACUGAAUAAAAUGCUUUUCUCAAA
This is a messenger RNA of Clupea harengus (Atlantic herring), 9312 nucleotides long. RefSeq names its product cullin-9 (gene cul9). Gene Ontology annotation, molecular function: ubiquitin protein ligase binding; zinc ion binding. Gene Ontology annotation, biological process: ubiquitin-dependent protein catabolic process. NCBI's taxonomy places the organism in Eukaryota, Metazoa, Chordata, Actinopteri, Clupeiformes, Clupeidae. The record is from RefSeq and is a predicted model, not a curated record. The transcript has 42 exons. The coding region runs from base 217 to 8061 and encodes 2614 amino acids.